AAAAACCCCAGUCUCUCUCUUCCUGCGUUCCUCAAAAACCCUACCCCUUCAAAAUCGAAACCCUUCAUUCUGCUACUGCUGCUAUCAACUCUGGUUCAUUCAAACCCGAUAAAGGAACAAGCUUUUUCGUUCUAAAUUACUAUCUGUCAGUAGUAUUAGGUAGAUAAAGAGAUGGAGCAAUCGCAAGAGCUCACUCUCGUGGCAAGAAAACCAUACUUUGACCUCCCAACAGCUUGCCCAAUCUGCUUGCCUGUCUACAUUUAUCUCAAGCUUUCUCGACUUCCCUUUACCUUGGAGUUUAAUUCUAUCUACCCUGAUUCAGAUCAAAUCCCUUAUGUUGAAUAUGGUGCUUAUGUGGCCUAUAAUAACGAGAAUGAUGGAGUUAUUGAACGUUUAAAGGAAAAAAGUGUAAUUGAUCUCGAUUCUGAUUUCCAAGCAGUCCCUGAGUGGAUAUCAGCAAAAGCAAUGAUCGAUUCUUGGCUUGCUGAUGCAAUCAUGUAUGAACUGUGGCUAGGGUCUGAUGCAAGUGUGGCUGACAAGAUUUAUUAUUCUGAUCUCCCAUGGCCCAUAGGGAAGAUUCUGUACUUAAAGCAAGUAUAUAAUGUGAAGCAGCGACUUGGGAUAACCAAAGACAAUGCCCAGUGGAGAGAAGAACAGAUUUACAAGAAGGCAAAGAUGGCAUAUGAAGCUCUGUCAACUAGGUUAGGAGACCAGAAUUUCCUCUUUGAGAAUAGGCCAUCAAGUUUAGAUGCAUGUUUCCUUGGACAUGCUCUUUUCACUCUUCAAGCAUUACCUGAAACCUCAAUGCUUCGUGGAAAGCUUUUGCAGCAUGAUAAUAUUGUAAGAUAUGCUGAAAAACUCAAAAUGGAGUUUCUAGAGGCUGGGUCAUCAUCUUCUGUCCCACAGCCACACUCAUCCCCUUCCUCAUCAGCUCAAAGAAGAGGGACCUGGAAUUGGAGUUCAAAGCCUAAGGGCAAACCCAAGAGGGAAAAAACAGAGGAGGAGAAAAAAUUUAAAAAAAGAGCCAAAUACUUUUUGGCAGCACAAGGUAUUGCAGUACUACUCUUUCUGUCAGUCAUGGGCCGUGGUUCUGCUGAAGUGGAGCUUGAGGAUGAUGAUGAAGGCUUCAGUUAUGACUGAAAGUGCUCCCCAUAAACUCAAGUUGUGUCCUCAUAACUAACACUUUCCCUGUGACUACCAACAAGGCAAGCGGAAUUUUGGGAUCAGUAUUCCUUUUUAUUUGUUAUUCUGUAAUUUUUCAUCAAAAUUUUGGAAAAUAAUUGCCUAUACAAAUUAAAAUUAUCUGAUUCUUCUCAUCAAGGGAUUGAGAUCUUAUUUGAGUAGUAUAUUUUCUACUUGUAUUGUUGCUUCUUUUUACUUUUGAAUAAAAGCAUUCUCUGGUU
This is a messenger RNA of Rubroshorea leprosula, 1403 nucleotides long. The record is from the annotation of a GenBank genome assembly. NCBI's taxonomy places the organism in Eukaryota, Viridiplantae, Streptophyta, Magnoliopsida, Malvales, Dipterocarpaceae.